AUGGACACAGACGCAUACCGCUUCCGAGUUCCCAAACCGAACUAUUUACCACACAGAUCCGACAAAGAUGACAUUGUUGAAGAAUACGUCCCCCUGGGCCAGGCCAGCGAUCUCGACAAUGCCAAGUACUACGCCAAAUGCAAGCGCAUAGCCGAGGAAACGGGCAUCACGCGGCCAAAGGGUUACAAUGUCUCCUUCCACUGUAAUCCCGAAAUGGAAAAGCACCACUUCGGCCAGACCCAUCCCAUGAAGCCUUGGAGGCUCACCCUCUCCAAGAGUCUCAUCUACUCCUACGGCAUGUCCUUCGCUAUGGACAACUACAUCUCUCGAGCCGCCACUUACGAAGAACUAAACGACUUUCACUCGGACGACUAUCUGGACUUUUUGGGGACCGUUCUGCCAGAGCCUGUUCCGAGGGAUGUUGAUAACACGAAUCCCGAUCUCAAGUUCAACCUUGGCGGCUCCGACUGCCCUUUGUUCGAGGGUCUCUACGACUACUGCUCUAUGUCGGCGGGCGGGUCUCUUGACGCCGCGAGAAAGAUCUGCUCUAACCAAUCCGACAUUGCCGUAUCAUGGGGCGGCGGCUUGCACCACGCCAAGAAGGCCGAGGCAUCUGGCUUCUGCUACAUCAACGACAUCGUCCUAGCCAUUCUGCAGCUGUUGCGUUGCUUUCCCCGCGUACUCUACAUCGACAUAGAUGUGCAUCACGGAGACGGUGUAGAGGAGGCCUUUUACUCCACAGACCGCGUCAUGACGGUCUCUUUCCAUAAAUACGACCCCCUCAACUUCUUCCCUGGCACCGGUGGUCUCGAUGACAAUGGUCCUAAGAACGAGCAUAACCCGGGAGCGCACCAUGCCAUCAACGUUCCCCUAAACGACGGGGUUACCGAUGAUCAGUACAAAUGGCUUUUCGAGAACGUCAUUGGUAAAUGCAUGGAGAAGUUCCGACCCAGCGCCAUUGCCUUGCAGUGCGGCGCCGAUUCACUCGCCGGUGACCGUCUUGGACGCUUCAACCUUCAAGUUCAAGGCCAUGGUGCAUGUGUUGAAUUCUGCAAAUCGUUCGGUGUGCCCAUGAUUCUUUUCGGUGGCGGCGGAUACACACCUAGGAACGUGGCUCGCGCCUGGGCGUUCGAGACGAGUAUAGCUAUUGGCUGCCAGGACAAGAUUGACCCCAUUAUUCCUGUACAUGCCCCGUGGAGAGAGCAGUUCAGAUACGAGGAGUUGUUUCCGACAUUGGAGCAGAUUCUUGGAGAGCCCCGUGUGAAUAGAAACACGCGAAAGCGCCUCGAUGACGUGCUCCAACAUGUGGUGGAACAGCUAAGGUUCGUCCAAGCAGCCCCGAGCGUUCAAUACCAGGUCAUUCCGCCCGACCUGGGCGGUCUUAGGGACGAUGUUGAGGCCAAGCUCAAGGAACAGCGCGAGGCCGAGAACGACGCUGUCCGGAAACAGCGCGAGGAAGCCGCCGGACAUGCUAUGGAGUAUUGA
This is a messenger RNA of Colletotrichum graminicola M1.001, 1485 nucleotides long. RefSeq names its product histone deacetylase domain-containing protein. Bases 1 to 1485 code for a protein of 494 amino acids. NCBI's taxonomy places the organism in Eukaryota, Fungi, Ascomycota, Sordariomycetes, Glomerellales, Glomerellaceae. The transcript has a single exon. Gene Ontology annotation, molecular function: histone deacetylase activity. The record is from RefSeq and is a predicted model, not a curated record.